Pollicipes pollicipes is the source of this 2537-nucleotide messenger RNA. Its product is annotated as nudC domain-containing protein 1. The transcript is spliced from 13 exons. The record is from RefSeq and is a predicted model, not a curated record. Lineage: Eukaryota; Metazoa; Arthropoda; Thecostraca; Pollicipedomorpha; Pollicipedidae. The coding region runs from base 183 to 1880 and encodes 565 amino acids.
CCGCCACAUCACACUCUUCGACUGCUUUUCGCGCGGCGGGGCGCUGUACAUUGCGGUCCAGCCGCGCUCAAGCAGCUUGAGAUUUGUCUUCCCGUUUUCUGGCGCGAUUUGCAUGAAUGAUACUGUGACACGCGUCUUCAGUUCAACCUGCAUUUGAUCGUGCGCUGGACAUCAGGAAAGCAAUGGAGACCGAAUCCUUCGUUCUGAAGCCGAACAGGGAUCUGUUAGACCCGAAUUUUGAAGGCUAUAAAUUAAAUUUAGACAAGAUUGCUAUUCAUUCCAAGCAUGUUGAAGAAGGGGUUCUACAAGCUCCGGAAUCCUCCAGCAAUUAUUCCUACCAGCAAGUGCGGCUAUAUGCUCUCCACAACCAUUUGUGGCCAGACCCAUGGGCCCCUGACCAGAGCUUCUACUUCUCUGCAACUGGAAGUGUUUGUCAGGUUGGGAUAGGGCCAGCGCUGCCGGCGGCGGUGCGCUCCGUGCCGGUGCUGCAGCUGCCCGCCAGCGAGUCGCCGCGCCCGGAGCCGACGCACCCAUCGCUGAGCUUCGCCUCCGACCGGCUGGCGCUCGUGUCGGACGGCCGGGGCCGGCUCCACCUGGUGGACACCGGUGACCGCGCCCUGUCCCAGCCCUGGCAGAUCCAGUUCAGCGACUCGCUGCUGGAGGGCCGUGGCUUCGUGCUGCAGCACUCGGUGCUGGACGCGGCCGGCCGACUCCACGUGCUGGCCGGUCACGUGGCCGAGGGUAGCGCCGUGCCCGAGUGGCGGGAGCAACACAGCGACGACGGCGCGUUCGUCAACCUGCUCACCUGGUUCACGUUCGUUAAGGGUGGCGCCGCCUGGCGGCUGGAGCGGCUGCGUCAGGCGGCCACUGCCAGCACCGUCCACUACGCGGCGCUGGACGCGGCGGGCCAGGCGCUGUGUGUGGCCGUAAAGGCCUCCCUUGCGCCGCCGUCAGCACCGCUCUACGUGUGGAGCCAGACGGCUGAUGACGUCACGGUGCAGCUGUCGGCCGGCGCUGGCGGCGGCGGCGGCGGCGACGGUGAGACGGUGCGGGUGGUGCUGGAGCCGCACGUGCUGACGGUGACGACCGGAGGCACCACGCUGCUGCGGGGCACCCUGGCCGCCGCCAUCCGGCUGGACGAGAGCACCUGGACCAACGACGACGGCAGACUGGAGGUGGUGCUGGCCAAGGUGGAGCGGGGUCAGGUGUGGCCGGAGCUGCUGCCGGGCGACGGCCGCGGCGAGCAGAUAGUUGACCCCGAGCUGGCAGGCGAAAUGGCGCAGCGGCUGGCCCAUCUCACCUCCGACGCCGAGAACCCCAAGCCGGACGCGGCCGACGCCUACAACGUGGCGGAACUGGAGGACUGCGACGACUUCCCGGAGGCGAGCGCCGCCCUGCUGCGGCUGGAUGGCGACACUCACGCCCCCACUCAUCAGACCAGCCUGGACAGUCACCAGUACGUGCUGACAGCCCGGCUGGCGGCCGCCGAGCCCCCGGCGCUCUGCGUGCGACACGACGUGGACGCCCUGCUCUGGCAGCCUCGCGCCCGGGACGGACGAUGGUAUUGUGACCACGUCGGCACGCUGAACGCCUUCGGAUACGUGCAGGCCUCCAAACAGCAGCGCAAGUUCCUCACGUGCGCCCCAGACAUGUCAUACGCGGUGAUCUGCGAGACGUCCCGUCACGUGUACAUCUACCACCAACCGUCGCCCGUCUGCGGAGAACUGCGCAAUCGCCGGUCAGGGCAGCGAAUUACCGAGGUGUCGCGCCAGCAGGUGGUCAGUCUGGAGGACUCGGACCCCAUCCUGGGCGUGGCCGCCGCCGCCCGCUUCCUGCUGGUGCUGACCGCCAGCCGCCUGCACGCGCUGGUGCUGAGCUGAGCUGAGCUGACCGUGAGCGGGCCGCUGCUGCUGCUGAGGCUGACCCGAGCACCGGCGCUGAACGGGGUGUGCUACGACCAGGGCGCCGGUGCCGAGCCGGCGCUGGGCUAACGCUGAUGAUGCUGAGCCGAGUGUCGGUGCCGGGCUCGGCUCCGCUGGGGCGCGGCCGGGGAUGUGUCCGGCGCGUGCAGCGGCCGGCCGCCGACGCCCGCCCUCUGAUGGGACGGGCUGGCUGUGUUUUGCGGGGACCGGCAGGCGGAUGUGGGCUGCUUUGUGUGUCAGAAAUGCACCGCAGUCUGGAUCGUGGUCGUGUUAUGUGGGAGGCGCCACCGGAGCGCGGUUGGGACACUGCAGAUGGGCGCCAGGCCAAUGGCGGUGAGAAGCAGCGCCGUUUCAGACAGAAUGACGCCUCCACGGCGGAGCGAUGUACAAGCAGCUCGCGGCUAAGAAACACCGCGUGCUUCUACGUCUCUUGCAAUACACGGUCAGGCGCGCCAUCUCCGCAGGCGCCGCGAGAACCCGCACAACAGACAGACCACACAGACGCGUGGGGCCAAAGGUCAGCCGGGGACGUGACCCGCCUGUUACCGGCGACGGAACAUGCCACCGGCGAUGGGCCCUGUUACCGGCGACGGGGACUGUUACCGGUGACGGGAC